This is a messenger RNA of Racocetra fulgida, 707 nucleotides long. Lineage: Eukaryota; Fungi; Glomeromycota; Glomeromycetes; Diversisporales; Gigasporaceae. The record is from the annotation of a GenBank genome assembly.
AGUAAACCUGCAAAAUCACUGGUUUAUCUCGAAUUUGAGGAAAGUCUUCCAUCACGUAAUACGUUGGAUCUUCCAAAUACAUUUCAAAAUGAUAUGGCAAUAUUGCAGGGAGUAAUUGGAUCUUCUGUGCCAUUCACGUCACCAAAUGGUGUAAAAAAUUUCGUUUCAAAUGGACUUACCAUGUCUCCGACUACCACGGGAUUACAUAUGGGGCCAGAAGCAUCAUUGGCAACUUCUAAUUUUAAUAGGUUUCACGUAUCACCAAGAUUACAACCAGUAAUAGCUUCUUCUGUACAACAGCAACCACAAGCAUUCACUUUAGGGUCACCUUUAUCAAAUCAUAGCAAUCCCGAACAAUUUAUGUCAAAUUUAGCUAAUAUGCAUAUAUCACCUACAAAUACUGCAAAUGUUUAUACAUCACCUUUAAGUUCCAUGAGUGCACGCAAUAUUUCUGCCCCUAACCUUCAAGGUGAAAUGCAAAGAGAUUUUGCUGCUGCCCCUUCGUAUUCUUACGAACGACGACCCUCGCAUCAACAACACAUUAUUCCUCCCACUCUUCCUACCCGACCUCCAAAAGAGGCGAUACCUUCAUCGUCUUCAACUUCCUAUAUUGAAGAGGAAAGCGAUGUUGAUGAGAAUGACCCAAAUAGUGAAAUGAUAAAGCAACUUAUAAAUAUAGGAUUUUCAAAAGCACAAGCUAUUGACGC